Nematolebias whitei (Rio pearlfish) is the source of this 1311-nucleotide messenger RNA. It is a transcript of the gene scn1bb, whose product is annotated as sodium channel, voltage-gated, type I, beta b. NCBI's taxonomy places the organism in Eukaryota, Metazoa, Chordata, Actinopteri, Cyprinodontiformes, Rivulidae. Gene Ontology annotation, molecular function: sodium channel regulator activity. The transcript is spliced from 6 exons. Gene Ontology annotation, cellular component: voltage-gated sodium channel complex. Gene Ontology annotation, biological process: regulation of heart rate by cardiac conduction; cardiac muscle cell action potential involved in contraction; sodium ion transport. The record is from RefSeq and is a predicted model, not a curated record. The coding region runs from base 559 to 1227 and encodes 222 amino acids.
GUGCAUCCGCAGCAGGCCGGAGAGGCGGAGCUGCUGUGGCGUCGCAGGAAGAAGCGGAACCAACGACCCGGGUUCGGUCCGAACCGUCCGGUUUCGUCUUCUGGAAUCCGUCCGCGCGCCUUUGAUGUGCGAUGCUCUCGCGGAUGAAGCGUCGUUUCCACGCGCACGGGGAGAUCAGAUGAAUCCGAGGGAGGAGGCCUGGUAUCUUCAUCAUCCAUCUGACCCAGAACCGGUCCGUGUAGACGUCAGGUUCGGUUUCAGCUGAACCAGUAGCACCUCGGUCACAGGGAAGCUGUCGGUCCGGGCCCAGAUUCUGGUUCUGGAGCUCAGGUGACAGAACAUCCGGAUCAGAGCAGAGGAUUGGUAGAACCUGCUGCAGUCCGGAGCCAAAGAUCUGAGGUGGUUCUGCUGGUGGUUCUGAAGCGAAGGUCCAGAAGGUCCGACCUGUAACCUGCAUGUAGCUGCCGGACUUGUCCCUGUGACUGAACCUGAACUUCACUGAUGCACUGCUUCUGAGACCCAGAAGAACCCGGUCCAGUUCUCAAUCAAACAGCUGACAUGAUGGUUCCGGCUCCGCUGCUGCUCCUGGGCCUGCUCUGCUCCGGGUUCGUGGGCCGGGGCGACGGCGCCUGUGCGGAGGUGGACUCGGACACGGAGGCGGUGGCGGGCCGAGGGUUCAAGCUCGGCUGCAUCUCGUGCAAACGGAGGAGCGAGGUGGAGGGAGCCGCCACCGUGGAGUGGUACUUCAGGCCCAAAGGAGAGUCCGACUUCCUGCAGAUCUACUCGUACGACGAGAACGGCGCCACCAUCGAGAACGAGCUCUUCAUGGACCGGAUCGACUGGAACGGCAGCAAACGGAGCAACGACAUCCAGGACGCCUCCAUCUACCUGCUGAACGUCACCUUCAACGACUCGGGCACCUACCGCUGCUUCUUCUACCGCGUCCUGUUCUACGACAACUACGAGUACAAAGACGUCAUCGACAAGGUGGUCCACCUCACCGUGGUGGCUAAAGCCACCAGAGGAACAGCCUCCAUCGUGUCAGAGGUCAUGAUGUACGUGUCCAUCAUCGGCCUGCAGGUGUGGCUCCUCAUCGAGAUGAUCUACUGCUACAGGAAGAUCGCUGCAGCCGGGGAGGAGGCGCUGCGGGAGGCCGCAAACGCUGAAUACUUGGCCAUCGCCUCGGAGAGUAAAGACAACUGUGCAGGUGUGCAGGUGGGAGAAUAGCACAGGCUCUUCAGAACCGUCUCCGUCCUCAGGCUCUUCAGAACCGUCUCUGUCCUCAGGCUCUUCCUUGGACUGAAAACCUCC